CAGAGUGCUACUUGCACAUCGGAAGACAAGGAAGUACAGUAAGUAGUAAGGAUAACCCCUCAUUAUGCGGGGUUGGAAGUAUGGAGGAACGAUCGGGCGGACACUCUUCCCAAUACCUUCGUUUAGUGACUCUGCUCUUGGGUUCACCAAACCAUACCCAGCCUCUGUUGGCUGAAAGACCAUUGCAUUUAGUCUAUUUACCUUAUCUUUUCUGCAUCUCACCUGCUCACCAUGGCUACGAGAAGCGACUGCAAUGUACACGGCCUUGAGUUCCGUGAAGCAAAACCCUCGCAGGGGGAUCCUGCUCGUCCUGUUGCUGAUCUCUUUCGUCUCGAUAAUCGCACCAUCAUAAUCACCGGCGCCACAGGCUUCCUGGGUACCACGCUCGCCAUUGCUAUUCUCGAAAGUGGCGGCGAUGUCGUCUGUCUUGAUCUUGCAUCCGCCCCGAAUUCCCCGGAUUGGAAUCAAGUCGAAGCCGCCGCACAAAAGCAUGCACGCCAACUAAGCUACUACCCCCUCGACGUAACGGACGAAUCCGGCGUAGAGAAAACAUUCACCCAGUUCAUCCCUACCCUACGAUACCCGCUGAAGGGUAUUGUCGCCUGCGCAGGCCUAUCCCGUAAUGGUCCCGCGACCGAAUUCCCCGUCUCGUCGUUCCGCCGUAUGCUAGAUAUCAAUGUCACGGGAACGUUUCUUGUCGCACAAGCAGCGGCUAGGGAAAUGCUCAGGACAAAUACCACCGGAAGCAUGGUGUUUGUGGCUAGUAUGAGUGGCUACGUGUCGAAUAAGGGUGUUGAUACAGCCGGAUACAACGCCUCCAAGGCGGCCGUUCAUCAACUCACGCGCUCUUUAGCUGCCGAGUGGGGAUCAAGGGUCGGCAUGCCCCUGAUCAGGGUCAAUUCGCUCUCACCUGGGUAUAUUCGGACGGCCGCGACGGCAGAGGCGCUUCAGAAGCCAGGGAUGGAGAGUCAGUGGGUUGGUGAUAAUAUGCUGUUUCGGUUAAGCACGGCGGAUGAAUUUCGGGCACCGGUGCUUUUCAUGCUUGGGGAUGGGAGUAGUUUCAUGACAGGGGCGGAUUUGCGGGUUGAUGGAGGGCAUUGUGCGUGGUAGCGAAGUCUUAUAUAUGUGUCUGUUUUUAGCAUGAUAUGCAAUCUUGAGGCAUAAGGGGUGCACCAAUAUGGAACAAGAUGAAUUGAUAAAUGUGAAACGAGAG
This is a messenger RNA of Aspergillus welwitschiae, 1213 nucleotides long. RefSeq lists its product as uncharacterized. Gene Ontology annotation, molecular function: oxidoreductase activity, acting on NAD(P)H, oxygen as acceptor. Bases 232 to 1110 code for a protein of 292 amino acids. NCBI's taxonomy places the organism in Eukaryota, Fungi, Ascomycota, Eurotiomycetes, Eurotiales, Aspergillaceae. Gene Ontology annotation, cellular component: intracellular anatomical structure. The transcript is spliced from 4 exons. The record is from RefSeq and is a predicted model, not a curated record.